Messenger RNA from Salmo salar (Atlantic salmon), 4038 nucleotides. Its product is annotated as spermatogenesis-associated protein 16. NCBI's taxonomy places the organism in Eukaryota, Metazoa, Chordata, Actinopteri, Salmoniformes, Salmonidae. Gene Ontology annotation, cellular component: Golgi apparatus. The record is from RefSeq and is a predicted model, not a curated record. Gene Ontology annotation, biological process: spermatogenesis. Gene Ontology annotation, molecular function: protein binding.
GAGGACAUGAGUUGGGGAAACUCUUGUCUAGAUACCACUUUCGCCAUUCCCAAAAACUGUAAUCAGGUUGCAGCAGACAGUGUACAAGUACAUUUCACUUAAGUCUAUGGGUUCAUGUUGAAAUACUGGAAUCAAAUACGUGUUUUAUGAACAUGCGUGGGGUUUUUUUGCUGCGCAAAUUUGCCGCGAAUGAUAUAGCAUGGAAUCCAAAUACCUGAAGAACGUUUUCAAAUGGUCUAACAGAAUGUUGUUUUACGAACCGAAUGCAGAUGAUCGAAUGCAUACAACCCACAUAACAAGCAAGCACAAUAUAGGCACAUCAUGGUUCAAUCUGCAGGAGUUCCACAGCUUUCAGAUAAUCAGGCUCCGCCAGGGAGACCCAGCUCGGCUACAGAGACAGAAGGGGAUCUGAUUCACAAUACCCAGGCACCACCUCCACCCAAGGAAAGUGGCCCAAAUAAGAGGAGGAAGGCGAGUGUGAGGGGAAACAGCACCAAGCCCAAGAAGAGAAUGACGGACAGCAGGGGUGUUAGCGAUAGACCACUAGUGGAGAAGCAAGGGGUGUGUGAUGAGGGAAGCCCCUUACCUCCACCCCUCCGUAUCUCUUUAAAAAGCCUGUUGGCGGCUGAGAUGAAGCUAGUGUAUGGUGACGAGCAGCACAACAUUACCCAGCAGCCCUCCAAGUCCCCAGUCACCUCCUCGGCUUCACAAUUUAUGUGUCAAGCCUCUGAAAUAGUAGGCCCUCCAAGUGGACCUAAUCUCGGCUUUCUGCCUCAAAUUGACAAAUGGCUGGAUGUAGCCUUACGGGAUGCCGACUCAUACUACCAACAGAAGAAAUAUGGGAUCGCAGCCAGUCGUUUUACCACAGCUCUGGAGCUGUGUUCAAAAGGUGCUGCAGUUGAACAAUCUUUGCAUGCGGUGUAUGAAGACAUUUCUAAGGUUGCCAGUUUGAUUGAGUCCAGACUUGUUGCCUGUUACCUGAGACUGAAGAGACCGGAGAUAGCCCUCAACCACUCCCACAGAGCCAUCCAGCUAAACCCCAUCUAUUUCCGCCACCAUCUGCGCCAGGCCAUGGUGUAUCGACUGCUGGGGAACCCAUGUGCCGCGGCGAGGAGUGCCAUGAUUGCUGACUGGGUGUACUGGCUGUCCGGGUGCUCAGAUGAACACAUAAGCAAGCUCAUCAAACUGUAUUGGCAGGCUCUGUUGGACGAGGCGAUCACCAUGGAGGAUGGUUUCUCUGUCAUGUACACCCCGCGCUCUGCUGGGGACUCCGUGGGGGAUUGCAUCGCCAAGGCUGAGGAGACCUUCAGGAAACAGCACCCUGCCUUCACAGACUACCUGUUCACAGACCCCAGUGGAGGUCACCUGCUGCCCCAGACCACAGACUGGAGCAAUCCCCCGUCCACCCAGCAGAAAUACGUCCUCACCCUGGGCUUCAGGAGGGGACAGGACGGCAGCUUCCUCAGCAAACUCACCAGCAGGACCUGCCCCUCUUUUACAGGACCCAGAGCCUCAUUCAGCUCCAGUAGCCCAGAGGACAUGGAGCGGGUGUGUGACACGUUCAGCAGGAGGAUCCUACCAGUCUUAGAUUUUAUUAAGUGCACCAAACUAGCUGCAGGUUUUUCACCAGGGUCUGGGCUUGUGGAGAGGCUGCAGUAUGCUGGCUACCUGGGACAGAUCCAACGCAGCAGGGAGCAGACCGUCAUCCUCCACCAGGCGCUGGCUGAGCUCGCUGUCGCCCCCUACCUGCAGGACCUCAGCCACGCAGAUACCUCACUGCUGCAGGCUCUAAUGGCAGACACCAUGGACACCCUUGAAGGAAGGCGGACUGAUAGGGAACGUGUGUGGAAUGAAAUGCAAAAGGUGGGGAUGUUGGAGGAUCUGUUGUUCCAACUGGAGGAGACCUAUCUGAAGAACAAGGCUCAGAGGGCCAAUAGGAAGCAGAGGGCCGGGGUCCAGGGGGCGGAGGGGAAAGCCAGAGGAAGACCCAAAGCAGGGGUCAAAAUAGGGGCCAAAGGAGGGGGUACGGCGGUGACGGACAAGGCCAAAGUCCGUCCCACUGAAACCCAGCAAGAGACAGCAGUAACACCAAUGACCUUACCAGACCUGUGAUCUGCAGGCCAGGACAGUGGAGGCCCGAAGUCAUCCUCAUCCUCAAAAUGAAUGGACACCCUCCUCUUCCCUCUCACAAAGCCUCAUCUUCAGUCCCAGCAUCUUUCACACCAUUACUCUAGGCUGGCAGAAAUAAAUGGACUCUGCAGCCUUGCUUUUACUCUGAUUUAGGGUCUGUUUUUAACACUUUAACACCUCCUUGUUUACUCGUUAAGAUAGCGUCUCUAGCCCCACCUCUAGAUGAAAGACCUAGCUGAUUCAAACGUGUGGGAGUGUUCAAUGUAUACACAAGGAGAUGGUUUCAUGUUUAAACUCGCUAAUUUAUGAUUGUUCGUGCAAGUUGUAAUAUGAGAGAUGGUUUGUAAACACAAACAAAUCCAUAUGGUGCAGUAGCAUGAUCAUAAUGAUGUAUGCAUUCCCAUUAUGGGAUUCACAGCAAAUCCGGCUCCAGAUUCUCUGAUGUUUUGAAAACUGUCUAACGUGAAACAACCUUCAUUAAAUCACAUUAUCUUUAUCAAUAUGGUUGGUUAACUAACAAGAAAUACAAAACCUUUUUCCACUCAAUCCUUUGGAGGAAAAGAAAAGGGAUUCAAAUAAAACAAACAUGCUUCCUCCUGAAGUAGCUAGCUGGAAACAGCAGCAUAAACACUUUGUGUACAGUAUGAUGACCAUGUUACUACAGUCUGGUGUAUCACAGUCAUUUCAAUGCCAAAUGUGCAGUUUGGGGAUUGAUCAGGCAGGGCAAAACCUUGUGAGUAAACACAAUCAGUGGGGCCCUCGUCACUCACGUGCCCACGGCUGAUCCAUCAACUGGCCGGUCAGCACCGGCUUCCCAAAGUAGUUCCUCUGGGACAGCCAAUCAGAGGUGCUCUGUGCUAUCGACAGCUGCUUUCUCUCUUUCUUUCUCUCUCCUGUUAUCUACUCUCUCUGGGAAAACAAAGGCUGGUCUCUUUCUCUCUCUCUUUUCCCUUACUACUGAAUAAUCCACAUUUCCCUAUUUGAGGAUUCAUUCAAGGCUCCUACUCUACAGUACAGUGUUUCUCUCUCUCUCUCUUUCUCUCUCAUCCCACCCUCCAUCUGUCUCUUGCUUCCUCCGUUUCCGUUCAGAUGGGUGCUUAAUACCUUGGGAAUUGUGUUGACAACCGAGUCGGCAUAAGCAAUGUUGUGAUCAGCAAUAUGGGCAUGCAUUAUUUUAUUCGCUGAAUAAAUUAAUGGCAUUUAUUGAGUGGUCGAGGAGAGAAAACGUUGGCAUAGGUACUCUAUUGGCAUCUUUAAAAGAUUAAUUAUGCCCGAUGUAGUUUCCAUUUGGUAAACAAUUAUUAUAAUCCAAGCCUACAUGCAUAUUUAAUGAAUACAUUGAAGGCCAUAGCCUUGAUUUUCACUUUUGUGUAAAGCUGUUUAUAUGAAAAUGGUUAGAAUGGCGAUAUAGGAAUGCUAAUGUGGUUAGUUAUUUUUUGUGUUUUAAUUAGUGUACUGUUUUGCAGUGUUGCCCCACUGCAUGUUGUUGCCUCACUGCCACAUGUCUAGGCUGUAGCUCAGUGGGCGAACACAGUUUUGUGGCACACUGUUGACAUGGGUUCACACUGAUGCCUGGUUCAGAAUUGGUCAGUUGAUGUCUAUUAUUAGCUGCUGGAGUUGAUGUAGAGUGGAAGAGGUCAUGGAGUCCAUUGAGUAGAGUGGAACUGUCAUGGCGAUUGUGUGAUCACGUUUUUCACCGUCUUUACUAAUUGGUGUGCGAGCAUCAAGUUAAACCAUACCAAAUGUAAUUAUUUAUUGUUGAAUGAAGAACUGUGUCUUGACAGACCAGGGCCCGGUUUCCCGAUAGCGAUGGAACUUAUUCUUACAAGUGUUUUACGUAGCAUGUUUUAUAUAUUUAGAAAAUAUAUUAUUAGCCCAUCCAACACACCCCCUCUUCAGAUGACAAAA